CAAAGUUCUUCUGCAGAUCAUUAACAUACAGCUCUUGGGAGCACCUUUCUCCCUUGUGUAAGUUAUGGGAUAGGUGUUCAUCUGACUACACAGUGCAAGAUAUUCAGGUUCCUGCUGUAACAGCCUGAUACCCUCCCAUCUGCUUCUGAAAUGGCUAACAACACAAUCACCAUAUCCAGAGAAGAGCUGGAAGAAUUAAAAGAAGCAUUUAAAAAAGUCGAUAUUGAUAACAGUGGCUAUGUCAAUGAUUAUGAGCUCCAUGACUUGCUCAAAGAAGCCAGUGUUCCUUUGCCUGGCUAUAAGGUCAGAGAAAUUAUAGAAAAAAUAUUUUCAGCAGCGGAUCGCAACAAGGAUGGAAAGAUAGACUUUGAAGAAUUUGUGGGGCUGAUACAAGACCUGAAAAGCAAAGAGGUGAGCAGAACAUUUAGAAGAUCAAUCAACAGGAGGCUGGGAAUAACUGCUUUAGGAGGGACAUCUUCUAUUUCCAGCCAAGGAACACAACACUCUUAUUCAGAUGAGGAGAAGGUAGCCUUUGUUAACUGGAUAAAUAAGGCUUUAAAAGAUGACCAAGACUGUGCACAUCUCGUACCUAUGGAACCAUCCAAUAAUAGCCUCUUUAGCUCACUCAGGGAUGGAAUCCUACUUUGCAAAAUGGUCAAUAAGUCUCAACCAGACACUAUUGAUGAAAGAGCAAUUAAUAAAAAGAAACUGACGGAAUUCACCAUUUCGGAAAAUAUAAACCUUGCACUGAAUUCAGCUUCAGCUAUUGGUUGUACCGUUGUCAACAUUGGAUCCCAUGACAUAAAAGAAGGAAAACCUCACUUGGUGCUUGGCCUCCUUUGGCAGAUUAUCAAAACAGGAUUGUUUGCUGACAUUGAAAUCUCCAGGAAUGAAGCUCUUAUUGCUUUGCUUAAUGAUGGGGAGCAGCUGGAAGAAUUAAUGAAGCUUUCUCCUGAGGAACUUUUACUUCGUUGGGUGAACUACCACUUAAACAAUGCUGGCUGGCAUCCAAUAAGCAACUUUAGUCAUGACAUUAAGGAUUCCAGAGCUUACUUCUACUUGCUAAAAGAGAUUGCGCCCAAAGAUGAAGUUCUCAUUGACUUCUCUGGAUUUCAUGAGAACAGUGAUUUGAAGAGGGCUAAUUACAUGCUUCAAGAAGCAGACAAAUUAGGCUGCCGGCAGUUUGUGACUCCCUCAGAUGUGGUUGCAGGCAACCCUAAACUGAAUUUAGCUUUUGUUGCUAAUCUGUUUAAUAUGUACCCUGCUCUGAACAAAGUCAAUGGCUAUGAUAUGAAUCUAAUUGAAGGGGAAACUAAUGAGGAAAGGACAUUCAGGAAUUGGAUGAACUCUCAGGGGGUCAGUCCAUAUGUUAACCAUUUAUUCAGUGAUUUGACAGAUGCCCUAGUCAUCUUCCAGCUGUAUGAUAGGAUCCGAGUGCCGGUGGAGUGGAGUCGUGUCAACAAGCCACCAUUUUCAGUUUUAGGAGGACAUAUGAAAAGGAUAGAGAAUUGCAAUUACGCAGUAGAUCUUGGAAAGAGAAGGGCCAGAUUUUCUUUAGUGGGCAUUUGUGGGCAUGACCUGCAUGAAGGAAAUCGUACAUUAACUCUCGCCUUAGUCUGGCAGUUAAUGAGAAGGUACACAUUGAAUAUCCUAUCCGAUCUUGGAGAAGGGGAGAAGGUUGAUGACCGGACUAUUAUAAACUGGGUGAAUGAAACACUUGCUAAUGCAAACAAGACUACAUUUAUUCAUAGCUUCAAGGAUUAUUCCAUCAGCACAAGCUUGCCUGUUUUGGAUUUAAUUGAUGCCAUUGCACCUAAAGCAAUAAAUCCAGACAUGGUAAAAAGGGAAAAUCUUUCUGAACCAGACAAGCUGAAAAAUGCUAAGUAUGCCUUAUCGAUUGCUAGAAAGAUAGGAGCACGGAUAUAUGCCCUGCCGGAUGAUUUGGUCGAGGUUAAACCAAGGAUGGUGAUGACAGUAUUUGCAUGUCUAAUGGGCAGAGGAUUAAACAAAUUAAAAUAAAGUUUUUUCUCCCCUAAGUAUCCAUUAUUUACUGCCAUGUUUAGUUCAUUGAAGUUGACAUACUUAGCAGAACCCUGCUACCUAUGGACUAAAUAAAAGAUGUCUAAUGAUUGAUUCAAACAGAAUAUCAAAGGAGCACUAUUGUAUGUAUAAAAUGAUGUCUAAUCUGUGCCUAUUUAAUAUACCUAAUUUAACUAAAGCAGCACAUUUUACUGGAGUAAUGUCAUAAAAUAGUAUAUGGGAUGGUAAUAUAUACAUUGCAUACUGUAAAAUGUAUUCCAACUAGGAGGUUCCUUUUACUAUAUCUGUUGAUAUAAAUAACCUGAAAUAUGUUGAUGAAUUUUCAUGUGUAUGCCAAACAAAAAUUAAAUAACUGAAAUCCUCCAAUAAUUUUGAUGAUAAAAAUGUUUUCUUUGUAAAGUGAAACAGAUUGUUCAGUUAAACUGCCUCUGCAUUUUGUAUGUAUACAGUAUCUUUAAAUUUAAAGACUGAUCUUAUAUUAAGUUUCUUAUCGUAAUAAAGGCAAAUUUUUAAAGUAUAAUAGUAAUUUAAGGCAAAUACAAAAGCUACCAUAAUACUGGUUAAGUGUGGGACUAUACUAUACAGUCAUUAUAAACCUGUUUAGAUUGAAUACAUCAGUCUGUUAUAGUACUUGUAUAAUGUAGCUAUAUUAAUAAAGAUUUCCUUUUUUAAAAAA
Molecule: messenger RNA, 2716 nt
Organism: Bombina bombina (fire-bellied toad)
Lineage: Eukaryota; Metazoa; Chordata; Amphibia; Anura; Bombinatoridae
Gene: PLS1
Product: plastin 1
Exons: 16
Coding region: 151-2019 (622 amino acids)
Biological process (GO): actin filament network formation; actin filament bundle assembly
Cellular component (GO): actin filament; cytoplasm; actin filament bundle
Molecular function (GO): calcium ion binding; actin filament binding
Source: RefSeq, a predicted model, not a curated record